AUGUCUUCAUCAGCUUUAUUUGCCAAAUGGGAUUGGGAGAGAAAUGUGACACAUUGGGCCGAGCAUUGGUCGGAUCAAGCGAAAUACGAACAAGCGGUCAUUGUUGAGGCCGAGAAGACGAUCUGGGGACGGAUCUUCAACUAUUUCCAUCCAAUUUACUGGGAUUAUGUGCAUCGGGAAUGCCUUGAGUUGAACGGAACGUACCAUCAAUUCACAAAUUACCCGCUUGGAUCCUGGUAUCUUGCUUCGGGAAUCACCUACGAGAUCAUUUACAUCCCGGUUCUUUACAUCAUGACACACAAAGAAUUCUUUCAGCACGCUUGCUACAAGAUUAUGUUCUUCAUGGGUAUCAUGGAUUGUAUCAGCUUAGUCCCGAAUGCUAUUUUGGCUGGUUUGUUUGCU
Messenger RNA from Mesorhabditis belari, 402 nucleotides. NCBI's taxonomy places the organism in Eukaryota, Metazoa, Nematoda, Chromadorea, Rhabditida, Rhabditidae. The record is from the annotation of a GenBank genome assembly.